Spinacia oleracea (spinach) is the source of this 2067-nucleotide messenger RNA. RefSeq lists its product as uncharacterized. The coding region runs from base 1 to 2067 and encodes 688 amino acids. The record is from RefSeq and is a predicted model, not a curated record. The transcript has a single exon. Lineage: Eukaryota; Viridiplantae; Streptophyta; Magnoliopsida; Caryophyllales; Amaranthaceae. Gene Ontology annotation, biological process: telomere maintenance; DNA repair. Gene Ontology annotation, molecular function: DNA helicase activity.
AUGCUCACUGAAUUUUUCAAGAUGAAUUCAGUCGAUCCAAAUGCAAGGAAAUAUCUUUAUCGAGAAUUUCCUGAGCAUUACAGAUGGUUAACGAGUUCACGUGAAUGGCAGAAGAGAAAAAGUACACAACGAGUUAUGGGUCGAUUGUAUGUAGCUUCACCAUUGGAAGGAGAACGAUUUUAUUUGAGAAUGUUACUCAAUCAUGUGAGGGAGCGUACAUCGUUCGAACAUUUAAGAACGAUCAAUGGCGUCACACACCCUACAUUCAGGGCUGCAGCUGAAGCCCUCGGUCUAAUCGAAAAUGACGAAAGCAUUCGUCAAUGUCUUUUAGAAGCAUGUUCAGUACGAAUGCCAUCUGCAUUACGUCGGUUAUUUGCAACCAUAUUGGUAUACUGUCAACCAACUGGAUUACGAGCACUCUGGGAUGAGUUUUUCCCUUACAUGGUUGAGGAUUAUCCAGCCUCAAACACAACAAGUAAUUCUGUUUUCCUCACUAACAAACUUUUGCAAGACAUAGAUAGGUUAUUAAGACCACUUAGAAAAAGGAUUUCUGACUACACGGAGUUUCCAAGCUUACCUGAAUGUACUGAUGACAUUGACGAGCUUCCUUCUAUCAUGGAAGAGUACUUUUCUGUUCCGGUUCCAGAUGAGGAUUUGGCAUGCGUUGGCACUCUCAAUAGUGACCAACAAGUUGCAUACGACACAAUAAUGAAUGCUGUCAUUUCAAAGGCUGGCUGUUCUUUCUUCGUCGAUGGUCCUGGGGGAACCGGAAAAACAUUUUUAUACGGAGCCCUUCUUGCUACUGUAAAGAGUAGAGGCGAAAUAGCUAUCCCCACUGCAACAUCUGGAAUUGCAGCAACGUUGUUGCACCAGGGAAGAACAUCACAUUCGACUUUUCAGCUUCCACUUAAUCCAGACAGCUCAUCAACGUGCUCAUUUACCAAACGUUCUAAAACUGCAAUUCUCCUAAAAAAUUCUGCCAUUAUCGUAUGGGAUGAGGCCCCAAUGACACACAGAUAUCAAUUUGAAGCUGUUGAUCGAUCACUCAAGGAUUUAAUGGGGAAUGACUUGCCGUUUGGGGGGAAAAUUAUUGUGUUCGGUGGUGAUUUCAGACAGGUUUUACCGGUGGUUCGAAACGGAACUAGAGCUCAAAUGAUUGACGCAUCUUUUGUCAGGUCCCCUAUGUGGAGACAUAUUCGUAUUUUGCGUUUGAGAGAAAAUAUGAGAUCAAUUGAUGAUAACGGCUUUGCUAAUUUCUUACUCUCUGUUGGGAACGGUAAUGAACCUACUGUUUCAGAUCAGAUGAUAAGGUUACCAACUGCCAUGAUUAUACCAACAGUGGCAGAUAGUUCGAUCGAGGCUUUGAUCGACCAAAUCUUUCCAAGUUUAAGUGAGCAUGUUGGUGAUGGAAAUUUUAUAGUUGAAAGGGCGAUCAUCACACCCCUGAACGAAGACGCUGAUAGAAUAAAUAAUAAGGUUGUCGAAAAGUUUCUCGGAGAAGGAAAAACGUAUUAUUCGUUUGAUUCUGUUCCUGAAGAUAAGAGAAAUUUGUACCAACAAGAGUUUUUGUAUUCGAUUUCUGCGUCGGGAUUGCCUCCCCAUGCUCUCACCCUGAAACCUGGGGUACCCUUAAUGCUUUUGAGAAAUAUUGAUCCUAAACAUGGUCUUUGCAAUGGAACACGGUUGCUUUGCCAUUCAUUAAAGGACAAUUUUAUUGAUGCUGAGAUAUUAACCGGACAUUCUAGGGGGAACAUAGUGUUUUUGCCAAGAAUUCCCUUGAAAACUGCUGAAGAUAUUAAAUUGCCAUUCGAGAUGGUCAGAAAGCAAUUUCCUGUGAAGUUGAGUUUUGCCUUGACUAUCAACAAGUCUCAGGGACAAACUAUUCCACAUGUUGGGAUAUACCUCCCCGAUCAUGUAUUUAGCCACGGCCAGCUAUAUGUGGCAUUAUCACGAGGAAUUUCAGAGAACACGACAAAGAUCGUGGUAGAAAAGGGAAAGGUUCAAGGUUGUGAAGGCAUAUUCACUAAAAAUAUUGUGUACAAAGAAGUUUUGUUGUCUUAUGAUUAG